GGCCGCGGAGGUGCUUGCAGGGUCGGGAUCUGCGCCUUGUCUGCAACGCCAGCAUCGUCGCGGUCAACGCUCAGGAACCCGGACCUGCACACCACCGCGGCCGCCGCCACCGAAAGACCGGACUUGUCCCUGCGCACCACUGCCCCGCACUCCACUAAGGCUACACGCGUCUUAAUUUCAGCGCGCCAGCAUCCCGUGUCCUUACAUCCGUUUUCCAACGGGUUGGACCACCGGCCACAGCAUGCGCCGGAAAACAGAAAUUUAUUCUGUGGAGCUCAACGGAACUAAAGAUGUCAAGCCGACAGACCAGGAAGAUAACAAAAAGUGGAAGGGAACGAAGAGCAGAGACUCAGAACCCAAUAAAAAUCAUGAGAAAGAAGAGCUUAAGAAAGAACUUGAUCUGGAUGACCACAGGCUCAGCAAUACAGAAUUGGAACAGAAAUAUGGCACAGACAUCAUCCAGGGUCUCUCCAGUAUCAGAGCUACGGAGCUCCUGGCUCGGGAUGGGCCCAAUGCCCUCACCCCUCCCAAGCAAACUCCAGAGAUCAUCAAGUUCCUCAAGCAGAUGGUGGGGGGCUUCUCCAUCCUCCUGUGGAUAGGCGCCAUCUUGUGCUGGGUCGCAUAUGUAAUCCAGUAUGUCAGCAACACCGCAUCCCUAGACAGUGUCUACUUGGGUGCCAUACUAGUCCUGGUCGUUGUCUUAACGGGGAUUUUCGCUUAUUACCAAGAAGCCAAAAGCACCAACAUUAUGGCCAGCUUUAGUAAGAUGAUCCCCCAGCAAGCUCUUGUCAUCCGAGAUUCAGAAAAGAAGAUCAUCCCAGCAGAGCAGCUGGUGGUGGGGGACAUUGUGGAGAUUAAAGGAGGGGACCAGAUCCCUGCAGACAUCAGACUGGUGGCCUCCCAAGGGUGCAAAGUGGAUAACUCCUCUCUCACUGGGGAAUCUGAGCCCCAGGCUCGGUCAACUGAGUUUACCCACGAAAACCCCCUGGAAACUAAGAACAUAGGCUUCUAUUCCACAACAUGCCUGGAAGGUAAGGCCAGCGGACCUCAGGGUGAAAUGUCUCCCUCUCCUGUAGGUACGGCCACUGGCAUUGUCAUCAACACGGGUGACCGCACCAUCAUUGGUCGCAUAGCUUCCUUGGCUUCCGGGGUUGGAAGUGAGAAAACACCCAUUGCCAUCGAGAUCGAGCACUUUGUCCACAUCGUGGCAGGAGUGGCUAUCUCCAUUGGCGUCAUUUUCUUCAUCAUCGCCGUGUGCAUGAAGUAUUACGUCCUCGACGCCAUCAUCUUCCUCAUCAGCAUCAUUGUGGCCAACGUGCCUGAGGGCCUCCUGGCCACUGUCACUGUCACCCUGUCGCUAACAGCAAAGCGGAUGGCUAAGAAGAACUGCCUGGUGAAGAACCUGGAGGCCGUGGAGACCCUCGGCUCCACCUCCAUCAUCUGUUCAGACAAGACGGGGACCCUGACCCAGAACAGGAUGACCGUGGCUCAUCUGUGGUUUGACAACCAGAUCUCUGUGGCCGAUACAAGUGAAAACCAGACAAAACAAGGCUUUGACCAAAGCUCUGGAACCUGGGCUGCUUUGUCCAAGAUAAUAACACUGUGUAACCGAGCAGAGUUCAGACCUGGCCAAGAGAACGUCCCCAUCAUGAAGAGAAUUGUGGUCGGAGAUGCCUCAGAAACUGCUCUUCUAAAAUUCUCAGAGGUUAUUUUGGGUGAUGUGAUGGAAAUUAGAAAAAGAAACCACAAAGUUGCUGAAAUUCCUUUUAAUUCCACCAACAAAUUUCAGGUCUCCAUACACGAGACAGAGGACCCUAACGACAAACGCUACCUCAUGGUGAUGAAGGGGGCCCCCGAGAGGAUCUUAGAGAAGUGCGGCACCAUCAUGAUCAACGGUCAGGAGCAGCCACUGGACAAGAGCUCUGCCGAUGCCUUCCACACGGCCUACAUGGAGCUGGGAGGCCUGGGCGAGCGGGUGUUGGGUUUCUGUCACCUCUACUUGCCAGCAGAGGAGUUCCCCCAAGGCUACCCAUUUGAUGUGGACACCAUAAACUUCCCCACUUCCAACCUCUGCUUUGUGGGCCUUCUGUCCAUGAUCGAUCCCCCUCGGUCCACGGUGCCAGACGCAGUCACCAAGUGUCGGAGUGCAGGGAUCAAGGUUAUUAUGGUCACAGGCGAUCACCCUAUCACAGCCAAAGCUAUUGCCAAGAGUGUAGGAAUCAUAUCAGCCAACAAUGAAACAGUGGAAGACAUCGCAAAACGCCGCAACAUUGCUGUGGAGCAAGUCAACAAAAGAGAAGCUAAAGCCGCCGUGGUGACUGGCAUGGAGCUGAAGGACAUGACCCCAGAGCAACUGGAUGAGCUUUUAACCAACUACCAAGAAAUCGUAUUUGCCAGAACAUCACCCCAGCAGAAGCUGAUCAUUGUGGAGGGCUGCCAGAGGCAGGAUGCAGUUGUCGCUGUGACAGGUGACGGAGUGAAUGACUCUCCAGCCCUAAAGAAGGCAGACAUCGGCAUUGCUAUGGGGAUAGCCGGCUCUGACGCUGCCAAAAAUGCAGCCGACAUGGUCUUGCUAGAUGACAACUUUGCAUCUAUAGUCACGGGGGUGGAGGAAGGUCGCCUGAUCUUUGACAACCUGAAGAAGACCAUUGCGUACACCCUGACGAAGAACAUUGCCGAGCUCUGCCCUUUUUUGAUCUACAUCAUUGCUGGCAUCCCCCUGCCUAUCGGCACCAUCACUAUCCUAUUCAUCGACCUGGGCACGGACAUUAUUCCCUCAAUCGCCUUGGCCUAUGAGAAAGCUGAAAGUGACAUUAUGAACAGGAAACCUCGCCACAAGAAGAAAGACAGACUGGUGAACAAGGAGCUGGCCAUCUACUCUUACUUGCACAUUGGUCUUAUGCAAGCCUUAGGCGGUUUCCUCGUGUAUUUCACCGUCUACGCACAGCAGGGCUUUUGGCCCAACUCUCUCAUCAACCUGAGGGUAGCGUGGGAAACAGAGGAUAUAAAUGACUUGGAAGAUAGCUAUGGGCAGGAAUGGACACGGUAUCAGAGAAAAUACCUGGAAUCGACAGGCUACACGGCUUUCUUUGUCGCCAUCAUGGUCCAACAAAUUGCUGACCUGAUCAUCAGGAAAACCCGGAGGAACUCCAUUUUCCAGCAGGGCCUCUUCAGAAAUAAAGUCAUCUGGGUGGGGAUCGCCUCACAGAUCAUUGUCGCACUGAUCCUGUCCUACGGUCUCGGGAGUGUCAACGCUUUGAGCUUCACCAUGCUCAGGGCUCAGUACUGGUUUGUAGCUGUACCACACGCCAUUUUGAUUUGGGUGUACGAUGAGAUGCGAAAAUUGUUCAUCCGGCUCUACCCUGGAAGCUGGUGGGAUAAGAACAUGUAUUAUUGAGACCACGUCACUCCCAGGUCUCCCGGCGGCGUGUCAGAGGUGUUCUUCACACCUGGCUAGUCCCUAGGAGAUCUCUGCACAAUGUGAACGCUACCAAGCCC
Messenger RNA from Acomys russatus (golden spiny mouse), 3498 nucleotides. RefSeq names its product ATPase H+/K+ transporting non-gastric alpha2 subunit (gene Atp12a). The transcript has 23 exons. NCBI's taxonomy places the organism in Eukaryota, Metazoa, Chordata, Mammalia, Rodentia, Muridae. The coding region runs from base 242 to 3397 and encodes 1051 amino acids. The record is from RefSeq and is a predicted model, not a curated record. Gene Ontology annotation, biological process: proton transmembrane transport; potassium ion import across plasma membrane; intracellular sodium ion homeostasis. Gene Ontology annotation, molecular function: ATP binding; ATP hydrolysis activity; P-type sodium:potassium-exchanging transporter activity. Gene Ontology annotation, cellular component: membrane.